Molecule: messenger RNA, 1425 nt
Organism: Zasmidium cellare ATCC 36951
Lineage: Eukaryota; Fungi; Ascomycota; Dothideomycetes; Mycosphaerellales; Mycosphaerellaceae
Exons: 2
Coding region: 1-1425 (474 amino acids)
Biological process (GO): zinc ion transmembrane transport
Cellular component (GO): plasma membrane
Molecular function (GO): zinc ion transmembrane transporter activity
Source: RefSeq, a predicted model, not a curated record
AUGACACAAGAUGCAGUCGGCGAACUAACACCCCGCUGGGAAGACAUCCCCCUCUCUGCCCUCCGCGCCGAACUCGCCCGCCGCCAGUCCGAAGAGAACACCCGCCCAACAUGCGGCUCCAGCGACCGCUCACACCACUACAACCUCGCCGCACACGUCUUCGCCCUCUUCCUAAUCCUCUUCCUCUCCACCCUCGCCUGCUCCUUCCCCCUCAUAAUUCGAAGAUUCCCGCGCCUGCCGGUCCCUAACCAUGCGCUCUUCAUCAGCCGACACUUCGGCACGGGGGUCCUCAUCGCGACGGCGUUUGUGCAUCUCCUGCCGACGGCGUAUUUGAACCUCACGGAUGAUUGUCUGCCGCCGUUCUGGACGAAGGUCUACCCGGAGAUGCCGGGUUUCAUUGCGAUGAUUAGCGUCAUGGUGGUGGUGGGGAUUGAGAUGUUCUUUGCGACACGAGGCGCCGGGCAUAGUCAUCAUGUGGAUUUUGAGCGGUUGAGGGGUGGGGAGGUGGAGGAACGACCAGCUGUUGGGAGGAGGUCGGAGAGUUUCAAUAGGUUCAGGACGUUGCCUUUACGAGGGGAGGAGGAUAUACCGCUGGAGGAGCAGAGGAGUCUGUAUAUGGAUUCUCCCGGGGCGCCUGCUACACCACCGAAGGACUCGAGUUCGUUGAAUAAACCUCUGCCCCCGGAGCCGGAUGCGGAUGAUAAUGACUCGGAUUUGGAUUUGGACGAGUUGGAUCCUGUUGCGGACGAUACACAGCCUUUGACUGGACGAGCGAAUGACGAUGAGGACGAGGAUGAGGUAGACCUACCAUCUGCGAAUGGCCAUGCGAAUGGGCAUGUGCGUCCGAACAAGCAUAAGCGAACUGUGUCAUGGGCAGAUCAACAAGGUGAAGCACCAUCUUACGACAACCCUGGGAAGCCCUCACCAGAAGAGCAACGUCUCAUUCUUCAAUGUCUAAUGCUUGAAGCUGGGAUUCUAUUCCACAGCGUCUUCAUUGGACUGGCUGUAUCAGUCAGCACAGGGUCCGCCUUUGUGGUCCUCCUGAUCGCUAUCUCAUUCCACCAAACGUUCGAAGGUCUGGCUCUGGGUUCGCGGAUUGCCUCCAUCGGCACAUUCUCCACGGAAAGCUUGAGACCCUGGGUGAUGUGUUUGCUGUAUGGCAUCACCACGCCUGUCGGGCAAGCAAUUGGGUUGGGAGUCCAAGGGUUGUAUGAUCCCGAGAGCGAGUUUGGGCUCUUAAUGGUUGGCAUAAUGAAUGCCAUCAGCUCCGGGUUGUUGUUGUACGCGGGUUUGGUCCAGCUUUUGGCGGAAGACUUCCUCAGCGACAGCAGUUAUGUGGAGUUACGAGGCAAGCGGCGGUUACAGGCGUGCGGAGCCGUCGUUGCUGGAGCGUUGCUCAUGGCCUUGGUCGGAGUCUGGGCGUAG